AUGGCCUGGAUGAGAUUAAAAGAAUCUUACAGUAAAUUUGAAGUUAUUAUUAAUGAUGAUAAUACAGUGCCCAAAUUUAAUGAUUCAAAAAUCAAAGAAGUUUAUGAAAAAUACCCAGCUAUAAAUCAAAAAAUAGAAAAGGCUGUUGUAAUAAACUCAAAAUUGUGGAAAACUUGGAAAAAGAGAUUCCUAUUCUGUUCAUUUAUAACUAUGGAGAUAUUUAAUAUGCCAAAAAAUGAUAAUUUAGAGUUGGGCAGCAAUUCAAAUUUCAAUAAUGAUCAAGAUUCGAAUGAUAUUCCCGAUUCAAAUGAAAAGUUGGAAACAAAUGACAACUCUAACAAAAAAGAUAAUUCUGAUUCAAAUGAAUGUAAAAAAAUAAUUUCAGAAUUUUUUUUAAAAAUGUUACUUGAUGAAGAAAAAGAUUAUAGUAAAUUAACAAAAAAAUACACAGACAUUUCACAGGAGAAAAAUUUUCUUUCAACUGUUCAAUCAUUUAUUAGUAAUAUUGGUAGUAUGUUUAAGAGAUCUAGUUCUAAUGAAGAUGAUUCUCACACUAUUCAACCCGUUGUCAUUGAAUCUCAUGUUAUUGAAAGGAAUAUUCAAAAAGCAACCCAAAUGGCAAAUGAAAUUUCUGACUCUAAAUUUGUUAAACAACUUAAUAAUUCUGAGUUAUUUAACAUGACCCAAGAAACAGGGGAUAGAGUUAUUAGCAUAUUUUUUGGAGAAUACCAAAAUUGGAGGAAUGUACAAUGUUCUAGUAAUAUUAAAGAUAUUAUACCAAAAUAUGCAGAUAUUAAGGAUCAAUAUGAAGAAAAUCUAAUGAAAGAAAGUUUACAGGACACUAAAAAAAUCGAAGAGCAUGAAUUUAAAAGAAUUUGUUCAAUACUUGAAGAAAAAUUUUCAAAAGGCACAACUUUUAAAUUAUUAAAAAUAGAAGCACGAUACACUCAUAGCUUAACAUUUACUUAUGAAAUUGAGUCAAUACAACCUGAUCAACUAAAUAUCACAUUAUAUGAAACACGUUUAGAAGAGUCUGAAAACUCAAAUAUUCAAAAAUAUGAGCUACAUGUUCCAAAACUUCAUCUUGACAAUGAUAAAAAUUCACAUGCAUCCUUCAAAAUAGAUCCAGAAAGAUAUGAACUCAGAAAAAUAUCUCAAUUUGAAAAUGGAAAGUUCCUAAUAAUACUUCGGAAUAAAAAAUCAAAUCAAAUAGAAAUUUUUUUUGAAAAUUCUAAUCGCUUAAAAUCAGCUUUUCAAUUAUCAAAUUUAAAACCACUAAAAACAUUAAAUCCUGAUGGUGAUUGUCUUUUUGCUAUAAAUGAACCCAAAGGUUUAAUUGGAAUUUAUGUUGCUGAAAAAGGACUAAAUGUUUAUGCAUUUGAUGAAAAUCAAGCCAGUCUUUAUAGUCGCAACCCCAAUAUUCAAAUUCUACAAUAUUAUAAUAAUUCAGCACCAGAUAUUAAAUAUUUUUUCUUCAUAAAAAACACUGAAGAAUUAUGUUUUGUGGAAACAAAUGGUAGAGCAAAAAUUUAUAAUCUUAUAACUGGUCAAUUUCGUCCUGCAACAUUACCAGAUUCUACAAAUAUUUCAAGCACACCUGAUGGUUCUUGUAUUGUAGUAUUUGUGAAAGAAAAAUCAACAACAUCAUCUAGUAAUGACGAAAAUGGCACAGAUGUUGACAGUGAUAAUGAAUGCCCAGAAGAGCAAAAACAUUCAAAGAAUAAAGAUUUAACUCCAAAUGAUGUAUUUAAAGCCUAUGUUUAUUUUUGUUCAAAUAUGGGAAACACUGCUAAUAAGGUUGUUGAACUACCUUCAAAUAUGGAUUCAUUAGAAUUCUUUCAAUUUUCAACUAUAAAUGAUCGUCAAAUGCACCUUACAACAAUUGAUGUAGAAAAUAAUUUAUUUCAUUCAUUAAUUACAAAAAUUACCCUUCAAAAAACCCAGUACCAAUUUCAACAACGUAAUCAAAAAAAACCAAUUGGUCAAAUUAGAUUGCUAAAAAUUACCUCUGAUAAUGAUAAAAAUAAAUUUUCAAUCUUAAAAACCAAUUUUAAUCAUAACAUAAAGGAGGGAGAGUACAUUGUCAUUAAAGGACAAAAAUUAAGUGUUGUUGAUGUAAUUUCAGAUACCAAAUUGAAAGUUGCAGGUGUAUAUCAUACCUUAUCACUUGACAAUGAUGAUGCAUGGGUGGACUUUCAAACUGUGCCAAAGACAAAACUUAAUGGUUUUAUUGAUGCAUAUAAAUUAAUGUUUGAAAAGUAUCCAAUUGAAAGUUGCAUAGAUUCUGAGCAAAACAGGCCACUUAAUUUGAAAAUAUUUGAAAAAUAUGUUAUUAGUAUGUUCAAUGAGUUAAAGAAGAAAACAAAAAAACCUGCAUCUAUUUUAAAGCAUUUUAAAACCACCAUUACAACAUUUUCAGAUCUAGACAUUGAAGAAAAUAAUUUUAUAUCAAAACAUUCAAUUAAAUAUCAACUAGGAGAAUGGAUAAUUCAACUUUCAUCAUCAAAUGAUUAUGAGGUAGAUUUUGAUGUUGAACAUGGGCAUCGUUUUGGUGGCAUUGCAGAAAAUAUUUCACUUGGAUGGUAUGAAGGUAUAUUUAAACAUUUUGGUGAUCGUCAAGUCAAAGUUGUUUCAAGUAUGGGUGAACAAUCAUGUGGGAAAUCAUAUAUGUUGAACCACCUUGUUGGAACAACAUUUGAUGGUUCUGCAAUGAGAUGCACUGAAGGAGUGUGGAUGUCAUUAUUUAUAACAAAAAAAUAUAUUUAUGUUGCACUUGAUUUUGAAGGAUUAAAGUCUUUGGAAAGAACACCACAAGAAGAUUUAUUUUUAACUUUGUUUAACACUAUGGUUUCUAACAUGAUACUUUUUAAAAAUCAAUUUGCUGUUAGUAGAGACAUGUCAGGAAUGUUUCAAAGAUUUCAAGAUGAUGUUCAUGAAAAUGAUCGAAAAGGAAUUGUUGAUGAGUUUCGUUUCAAAUUUGAUGACUUAGUUAGAGAUCAAGGAGAAGAUAAUUUUAUUACCAGAAUGUAUAAAAGUGGAUUAACUAUUUUACCAUGGCCAUUAUUUAAUGAUCCUGCUUGGUUCAAAAACUUUGAAAACUGUCAAAAAAACAUUGGAUAUUCAAAAAGCAAAAUAUGA
Messenger RNA from Entrophospora sp. SA101, 3138 nucleotides. The record is from the annotation of a GenBank genome assembly. Lineage: Eukaryota; Fungi; Glomeromycota; Glomeromycetes; Entrophosporales; Entrophosporaceae.